Molecule: messenger RNA, 3486 nt
Organism: Austrofundulus limnaeus
Lineage: Eukaryota; Metazoa; Chordata; Actinopteri; Cyprinodontiformes; Rivulidae
Gene: hgfa
Product: hepatocyte growth factor a
Exons: 18
Coding region: 260-2431 (723 amino acids)
Biological process (GO): proteolysis
Molecular function (GO): serine-type endopeptidase activity
Source: RefSeq, a predicted model, not a curated record
GCGGUUUGCUCCUCUGAACUUGACACCAGUGGGAAGAGCGGCGCUGUUUGAAGAUGUUCGUGGAGGUGGGUCGAGGCGGGGGGACAAAGUUUUGGUAAAAAGGGGGUUGAACCGAGGACGCGUGUGGUUUCUCGUGGAAAGUGGCCUCUGUGUGUGAAGAAGCUGAGUCUUCAACAGAACCAGCAGCCUCUCUCUGGACUUUAAACCCAAGCAGCGCGUGUCCGUCCGGUUCUAACCUGUCCCACAUCUUCACCCGACCAUGAGGACAAACGUGUGGAUUUACCAAACUUUGCUGUGUGUCCUUGUGGCUGCCGUGGACACAGGUUGCUGUCAAAAACCUCGUCGUCACUUCUUACAGAAGUACGAAAAGACUGAAAGCCACAUACUGGUUUGCAUGGACUGCCCUCUGACGCCGCUGAUACAAAAGAGCCGCUCGCAGGAACACUGCGCCCGAAAGUGCUCGAAGCUGAAAAAGAAAUUCAGCUGCAGGGCUUUCAACUUUCAAAGGCACAACAGGAAAUGCCACUUGCUUCCUUUUGACCGGUUCACCCACGGUGUGCAGAAGCAGGCCAACAUCAACUUCACUUUGUACGAAAAAAAAGAUUAUAUAAGGGAGUGCAUCUCUGACACCAAGGACAACUACAGAGGGAGGAGAUCUUGGACAAAAUCAAACAUCACUUGCCAAGCCUGGUCUGAAAAUAACAUCAACGAGCACACGUUUUAUCCAGACAGGUAUCCAACGCAAGACCUGAGGGAAAACUUCUGUCGGAAUCCCAACAACGACCCCGGUGGUCCGUGGUGCUACACCACAGACCCCAACGUGCGAGCCGAAGACUGUGGCGUACCGCUGUGUUCGCAGGAGGUCUGUAUGACAUGCAACGGAGAGGAUUAUCGAGGCAAAGUGGAUCGUACAGAAAGCGGCAAGGAGUGUCAGAGAUGGGACUCGCAAAAGCCUCACAAGCACAACUUCCAGCCUAAAAUGCAUCGGGAUAAAGACUUAAAGGACAACUAUUGCCGUAACCCAGAUAAUCGUCUACGACCCUGGUGCUUCACCAUGGACCCGCAAACUCCGUGGGAGUACUGUAACAUCGCUGUGUGCAACUCAGACACCAGCGAGGACUCUGAUGUCAACACAACAACGUCCUGCAUCCAAGGAGAGGGUGCUAAUUACAGAGGAACAAUGAAUGUGACUCCGGAGGGUGUGACGUGUCAGCACUGGGACUCCCAGUUCCCCCAUAACCACUCUUUUCUUCCUGAGAAGUUCAAAUGCAACUUUUGUGUGUGUUCUAGAGACCUCCAGAAGAAUUACUGCCGCAACCCAGAUGGUACAGAUUACCCAUGGUGCUUCACGACAGACCCCAAUAUGAGGAUAGCCAAGUGCACACACAUCCCCAAAUGUGAUGCAGAGGACUCACAAGAAAUGGAAUGUUAUGAAGACAAUGGAGAGUUGUACCGGGGCUCGUUAUCCAUAACUCGGUCAGGGAUUCCCUGUGCAAACUGGUCACAUCACAUAAACAGUGAGGAUUCUCACUCUACAGUGUCCCAUGUAGGGCUGGAGAUGAACUACUGCCGGAACCCAGAUCGAGACAAACAUGGCCCUUGGUGUUACACAAGUCCAAAUAACCGCUUGGUCUGGGACUACUGCAAACUGAAGCAAUGUGAAUCAGCAACAGCUACUCCCCAACCAAACAGUCUAGCCAGGCCCAAGAUAUCAUGCUUCGUUCAUAUAAACACCAGAAUAGUUGGAGGGCAUCGGGUACGAGGUUCCGAUGGCAGCUGGGUUGUAAGCAUCCAAAGAGAAAACGUUCAUUUGUGUGGUGGCUCUCUGAUUAGAGAGGAUUGGGUUUUGACAGAUCAGCAGUGCUUUACAUCCUGCGUUCCAGAUCURAAGGACUACAGCGUGCAGGUCGGUCUACGUCAUCUUAAUGAGUCUUCGAAGCGUCCAAGAUUGCGGAUCUCUCGCCUAAUCUGUGGCCCAGAGGGAUCCAACCUAGUUAUGUUGAAACUAGAAGACCCCGCCCCCGUGUCGGAGGGUGCCUCUACAAUUCAUCUUCCAGUAAAAGAAUGUCACAUCGCCGAAGGCACCAACUGCACCAUGUAUGGAUGGGGGGAAACUAAAAACACGGGCCAUGAUGAAGCACUGAACACUGUCACCAUGCCGAUGGUCAACAAUGACAUGUGCUCACAAAUGAAAGGGGAUGCAGGGGACAGCAGAAUAUGUGCUGGUGGGAGGAUAGGGGAAGGUGUGUGCGACAGAGACUAUGGUGGUCCGUUGGUCUGCCAGGAGCACGAGCGCAAAGUUAUCAUUGGUGUGAGCAUCCAAAGGACAAAAUGUGCCGCGUCGCAGCCCGCCUUGUUUGUUAAUGUUGCGUUUUAUUCAGAGUGGAUUUACAAAGUGUUUAAACUUUAUCCUACUUUGGAGACGAACUGAUGGUUUGGGCAGCAAAAAGUCUUAAAAAGAACAAAUGCACAACAUGCCAAAGAAGAGGUAACCAAGACCUUUUCCAGUUGGGAACUAAUCUAAGUGGGAAAUCCCUUUUGGGAGAAUGGAGACUGGAGGACGUACCAAAUGGAAUCUUACCUCUUUAGGAAUGAGAUCUGUCUAGACUGCAUCAACCAAAGUCUUGGGCACAUGGAUGGUGAACUACAGUGGUUUGACACGUUCAGAACUUCUGAAGCCAUUUAAAUGAAGAUGAUGGAGACGUUUGUGAAUCAGUGUUAUCUCCUGGAAUGUACUUGAAUCCAGUUCCAAAGAGACUACCAGUAUUGCCUUUGAACUGGGAUUUAUUUUCAUUUGUUUAGCUGGUCUACAAAUUGUAUUUUUACCUUUAAUUAGAUAUGGAGAGAGAGGAAGAACUGUUAUCUGCUCUAAUGUUAAAAAAUAUCCACAAAAUAUAACCCUGAAUGGGUCAUUAUAACAUUUCUCUCCCGAUGAGAAAAUCAAUUUGGAAAGCCACACCUGUCAGACUUUAUGGUAAAUAUCUGGCGUCCAAUUCAUCAAAUAAUUGUAAAACACCUCAGUAGAAGAUCAACAAACCUGGCUGUUCUAAUUAUGAGCUGUAACUAUUAGUUUGCCUGAGAAAAAGUCUAAGCAGGACUGAGCGAUCUGCUCCAAAUCUGCUAAUACUUGUAGCAUGAGAGAGAAGAACCAAAAAUAACAUGGCUWUUCUGUCUCUAUUUGGAUGGAACUGUGGCCCCUGGUGGGCUAUGUGUCGUCAGUAAAAUAUUUGAUACGUUUUUUUUUUUUUAUUUGGUUGUUACAUGAAAGGUGACUAGAUGUAAAAACUUGCAGCUCUGUUAAUUUUCUGCUGCAGUGUGAGAGUUUAUAGGUCUUAUAGAUCUGGAAUAUUGUUCCUAAAGUUAGAUACACUCCUUUGUACUUCUGAUUAUGUGGAAUAUUUAAAAUAAUAUUUGUAGCUUGUAGUAAUUCCUAUUUAUUGUUUGAACUUUGCAGAAGAAAUCGGUCAAAAAAUGAAUUCACAAGUC